AUGUCGGAUUCCCCCCAAUCUCCUCCAAAGGACGUUGAGCCAGGUGUACAGUCACCCGACGAUGAAGCACAAAUGAACGACCCUCAGGACCCACACGGCUCUGGCCUUGCCUAUGAGUUCGAGGUAAAAGAGCAGGACAGGUGGUUGCCCAUAGCCAAUGACUGCUUUUGGGAUCUGGCCUGCAAGCUUCGAAGAGUAUCGCUCCUGCGGAGCUCUGACCGCGGCGCGUCCGUCAAUUGGUGCUUUAUGGGCCCCCUUAGCUCGAGACAGCCGCGCAUCAGCAGAAGGCGUCCAUGUCUCACGAUUCGUCGUCUAAGUCGCCAGAAGCGCCUCGCGCUUCCAAAGCCGACAGUUGCCCGGAUCAUGAAAACCGCGCUGCCCGAGAAUGCUAAGAUCGCAAAAGAGGCAAAAGAGUGUAUGCAGGAGUGCGUGAGCGAGUUCAUCUCCUUCAUUACCAGCGAAGCAUCGGAGAAAUGCCACCAGGAGAAAAGGAAAACCGUUAACGGCGAAGACAUCCUAUUCGCCAUGACGUCUCUGGGCUUCGAGAAUUAUGCGGAAGCAUUAAAGAUCUACCUGUCUAAAUACCGAGAGCAGUCCCAGUCCAACCGGGGUGAAAACCAGCAGAACAGGCCGAACAGCCAGGGUUACGGAGCCAGCGCGCCGAGCGGAUCCGGUGCUGCUGGAACCUCGGGAUUCCAGGGAGGUGACGGGACGGGAGGUAUUGGCGAAUCAGGCGAAGGCUACAUUUACGCCCAGCCUAGUCACAACGGCGCGGCCGGCGAGACCUAUUAA
Molecule: messenger RNA, 792 nt
Organism: Daldinia loculata
Lineage: Eukaryota; Fungi; Ascomycota; Sordariomycetes; Xylariales; Hypoxylaceae
Product: nuclear transcription factor Y subunit B-3
Exons: 5
Coding region: 1-792 (263 amino acids)
Biological process (GO): regulation of transcription by RNA polymerase II
Cellular component (GO): CCAAT-binding factor complex; nucleus
Molecular function (GO): RNA polymerase II cis-regulatory region sequence-specific DNA binding; DNA-binding transcription activator activity, RNA polymerase II-specific; protein heterodimerization activity
Source: RefSeq, a predicted model, not a curated record